AUGGUCCGGCCUAUUGCUGUCAUUCGGGAAACAUGGAACAUCUACACGCCUGUCGAGCGCAGGAACAUCGCCAUGUACAUCGCUGGCAUAAUGAUGUACAAGUUCGGACUCGAGGCUUUCAACGGAUCUGUUAUUGCGCUCGCGACCAAUCGAUACGAUGAUCUUGGCGAGAGGACGCAUACUUCCAUCACAUUCCAGCGUGUCGGUGUGUUGACGGGACUUAAUCAGGCCUUUCAGUGUGUCGGUUCAAUUCUAAUCGCGCCACUUAUCAAAAGAUAUCCAACCAAGAACGUUCUGGCUUGCGCGAUGCUGAUAUUCGCCCUCAUGAGCAGUCUUCUACUGAUCCUGGAUGCUGCAACUGGCGGCAAAUUCGCGCCGCGCGGAUGGCCGGAGGAUGACUUUAGUUACUACGGUGACUACAACACGGACGCCAUGAUACCUAUCUUUUAUGGCAUGGUUGAAUUGAUCCGACGAGUUAUUCCUCGAGAUUUAGUUGGCGGCCACAUUCAGAAGCUCCGACGAAUGGACUCUCUCGUCCACAUCUUCUACGAGAUUAGCGGUACUGCUGGUGCAUUCUGCACAGCACUUGCGCUCAUUCCUCGCUUCGGCAACAACUUCAGCUUCAUCAUCACUCCCAUCUUCUUCGCCGCCGCAUCGAUACUCUGGUACUUCAUCCAAGAAGCUAGCAUGCCGAAGGAGAAUACAUCUUCGACCUCAGAGAGCCAACCCGCUUACGUCAAAGCCGUGAUAAACGGCUUCUACCUUUUCUUCGAGUCGAUCGGAACUGGUGCUAAGAUCAUCUUCACACAUCGCAAGUUUAUCUGGCUGUUGCCUGGAUAUGCCGUUGCACUCUACGCGCACCGAUAUCUCGAGAACGCGAUCGCCCCUGCAGUAGCACGACGCUACUUUGGCAACUCGGCCUGGUCACAGAUUAUAGUGGGAGGUUCAAACUUUGGCGAACUUCUGGGAGCCUUGUUCGUGUUCAUGUUCACCAACUUGGUACACACUCCGAUACCAUGGCUGCGGCUAGACGCACUGGCUUUGCUGAUAGUUUGGUACCUGCCGUACUGGAACCCCCCAAAGGACGAUGUCGCCCAAGCUUGGAUCGUAGCAGCCACAUUCCUCCCCAUCAGUUUUGGGUGGGCUGCCGGAGACGUAUCGCUGGCCGCAUACAUCCAGGCAUCGCUAGCACGCAUCGAAUCGAAGACACAAAACGUAUCCGCACUCGGAGCCGUCAUGGCGUUCCUAUAUAGCACAUACAUUGUCACUUACGCAAUCGCUUCCGUUUCCCUCGGUACAUACAUCGACCGCGUUUCGGAUCGCCACAAUGACCAGAUUCACGGGGCUAUACUGAAUGUAGGCGCCGUACAGUUUACCAUAAUCUGCGUACUGGUCAUGACAAGCACAUUUGUCCCAAAGGGCGCCUUUUCACUCAACCCAGAAAUGCUGAACGAGGAAGACUUGGACACUGAUCUAGAGGAUGAGGAUUUGGAGUAUGUGCCUGGAGUUCAUGCCAAAGGCAAACAAAGCUAUGAAAGCCACGAGAUGGUCAGUAGAGCGAACAGCGCAGAGUAG
This is a messenger RNA of Alternaria postmessia, 1575 nucleotides long. RefSeq lists its product as uncharacterized. The coding region runs from base 1 to 1575 and encodes 524 amino acids. The record is from RefSeq and is a predicted model, not a curated record. Lineage: Eukaryota; Fungi; Ascomycota; Dothideomycetes; Pleosporales; Pleosporaceae. The transcript is spliced from 2 exons.